UUUAGAACGGUUAACAUGUGCCACUGUCGUCAAUCCGCCGUAGAAGACCCGUUCUUAUCGUUGUGCCGUCAGAAUACCUCCGCCAAACCGUGAACUGUGUGCAUUCUUUUUGCAAAAGGAUUACAAAGGAUGCAGACUUCUAAGGAUUUUGGACCAACAAGAAAACCAGUCCACGUGUUGAUAUGAGCUCUAGGAAAACGGUGCUGACGAUCAAUAGGACUAAUCAUCCCGUGUGAAAUCAAAUCGAGAAAAAGUGUGACAAUGUAGUGCUUCAUUUGAUUGAAAUCGACAGUAAUGAUAGGAACAUUAGUUUCCAUUUUUUGAUCUGACCAUCACCGAGUCACGGACCACGCGAACGUAUCGUGCAUGUUGUACAACAUGUGUAACAUUCAUUGAGUUCAGGACAACAACAUUAGCAUGUGAAAGUAGUGUUCCUGGUGUAACAUUUAAAAAAAGCUUAGAAUACUUUGACGUGAAAUUUAUCGUGAUAACGAAUAAAAUUAUAUGUGAUCUUAGAAGUCAGCAUACAUCAUAGAAACACGAAUGGAUAAUGGGUAUUUGUUUGGAUACAGACAAAAGCAACACCACACAGGAGGUGGACGACUCAGAUUGGAAAGGUGGCGGAAGAGGCGACGACACACGUGCGGCCAUCGUUCGCUCGCCGACGCUCCGUGGCGGCAGCCCGAUCAACGCCGGAAUGCACAACACCGGCAAGGUCAAAUUCGACCCGCCAAAGGUACCGGUCAUCUUUGUGCUCGGUGGCCCCGGUAGUGGUAAAGUGACCCACUGCGACACGCUGAUGCAGGAACGCCGCGGGGUCACCCACAUCAACAUGAUGGAUCUGCUCCAACAGUACGCCAUCGGAAACGCAGAUAUGCAGGAUUUCUCCCAGCUAUCAUCCAGGACUGUAACCGAAGUGUUAAUGCUCGAAAUGAAAAUGUCCCCUGCUGCCAAAACCUACCUGGUCUCCGGGUAUCCACGUUCUAUGCGGGACGUGGUGGAAUACUCCGAAAAGAUCCAAGUGAUCAACGGUGUAAUACUGAUAUCCUGGCGCCAAACAAUCCUCCAGCGCCAGAUAGACUACGGUGCUAAGCUUGGCCACGUGGUGCUCUCGCUUGCCAAGAUGGAGCUUGAAAACUUCUUCAAAAAUGUUAUGCCCGUUGCGGAUUAUUUCGAUCAAAGUGAUAUGCUAAUUGCAAUCAACGGUGAACGUGCCCCUUCCGAGGUGUACAAAGACUUCCGGGUGGCUGUGCUCGACAUUCUCGGGGCCCAGGAAAAUCAGGAAGCGCUGUUGAACGGAGUCGCAGGUAUGGGUAGGGGCGUAGACGACAUUCCCGGCAGUAUAGUUAGCGUAGAAACGGCACCUAGUCAAAAUAAAGUUAUUGCAGCUCCGGUCUCGGCGGCUCAUCAAGUAGAAAUCAAUAGCCGUAACCGUUCGCCUUCGCCCCCGCUAGUAGCAGCAGUAGUCGUGCCGAAUGCUGCCCAAUUAAUACGGCAGCAAACACGUGCAAACAGUUUGGAAGUGCCUGCGGUAGCAGCGCGGCAGGAUAGCCCCGUUGGACCCACAUCCCUGAAGCCGGGUCAGAUUCCGCCGAUUAUAUGGGUUAUCGGCGGGCCAGGUAGCAAUAAGGCAACGCUUUGUUUGAAGACAGUUGGAGUCAAUCCGGGGUGGGGCCACUUCAGCGUGGGACGGCUACUAAGAGCGAUAGCCGAAUCGGAUCCACGGGUUGGAACCGACAAUUAUGCCGUCAAAGAAGCAAUUACAGCCGGUGAGAUGGUUCCUAAGAAGUCAUUACAACAAUUGAUAGAAAAUCAACUGGCCCAGUUGAGCGACAAACGAGGGGUCAUCAUUGAUGGAUAUCCCAGAGAUAUGCGACAAGUGCGGGAAUUCGAGCAGAAAUAUCGUCAAACACCGCCCAUAAUUCUGCUGGACUGUUCAAAACUCCAACUGGGCCGAGGCCGGCUGGACGAUACCGUAUCUUCCUUCCGGCGGCGGCUAGAGCUGUUCCGGGAACUAACUCUGCCUAUGCUGAAGGAAAUGGACACCGCUGGACGGUUGACCAUCGUCGAUGGCGACACUGACAGCCCUAUGGUACAGCGGGAGUUCGAACGAAUCGUUCGUGAUAACAUCCAGAAGGUUCUGAGCCAGCCCAACAGGGGUAUUACCCCUAUAAAAAUAGGAACUUUUAAAAAUGCUAUUCAGCAGGGUCGCAAGUCGGCACAGAAGAAUGCCGACGCCAUCGUUCACGAUUUGGACGCUGAUGUACCGGGCGUCGUGCCAACCAUCAGCCACCACGUGAGCUUGGCCAAUGGACAUCUGGGUGGGGCGACUGCGGCCGGUGGAGGUGCAAAGAAUGGGUUCAUCCCAAACGGUCGACCCAAUUUCCGGAAUAUGCUGCAGGAAGCGGAUAAUUUUGAUUCUCAUAUGUAGAACAGCAACACCUUCUUAUGUAGGAUGCGGCAGUUAUAGCUCAUAAGUACAAACCUUCAACGAAUCUGAUAACCAAAAGAUACUAAAUCAUAGCUUUAAAAUGAUUCCAGAAGGAUUACCGAUGAAUAAGAAACUAUUUUUUAAUUGGCUUAGUGCCAAAUGUUGUUAUUGACAUGUUUGUUUACCAGACAAACAUGAAAAAAUAUAAAAUUUAGUAUAAAAUCAAAAAUAAUCAAUUGAAUAAAAAAUGUCAGAAGUAAUGAAUUCAAAUAAGUAUAAACCGUCAGGUUAUGUUAAAAUGAACAAUAGAUUUUGAACAAAAAGCUUUAAUGCUAAUACUUUUAGAUCACUUUAUCAUCAUGAAAAAAUCAUAAUAAAUUAAUUCAGUAGGAUUGUU
Molecule: messenger RNA, 2828 nt
Organism: Armigeres subalbatus
Lineage: Eukaryota; Metazoa; Arthropoda; Insecta; Diptera; Culicidae
Product: adenylate kinase isoenzyme 5
Exons: 9
Coding region: 551-2431 (626 amino acids)
Biological process (GO): UDP biosynthetic process; CDP biosynthetic process
Cellular component (GO): nucleus; cytoplasm
Molecular function (GO): ATP binding; UMP kinase activity
Source: RefSeq, a predicted model, not a curated record